AAAAAAUUUUACAAAUGAGAUUUUCAAUUAAUCAUAUUUGUCUGAUAGCGAGAAAUACUUCUUGAUUUUAUAUAAUUCAAAUCGUGAUAUAAGGAAUGAGUCCCCAAUUAUUUAUAUCGCGAUAUGUGCAGCUACAUCCCUUGUGAUUCUUAUUGUGCUGUUCACGGCUUGAGAUGGCAUGAAGUCAAGAAAUUCUUAGAGAAAUCUUUCGCUUUCAUAUAAACUCCAAGUAAGGAUAUGCAGAUUAAGUCAUUGUUGCGUUGCCACUCACAGGUAAAGCUUGACAAUCUCAAUCACGGAGCAUCAAGUUGAUAAGUGUAUAAGCAUGCGGUCUUGCACUUUGUUUACAAAAACUUACAAAUCAUUACGCAAGGAUGUCUUUCGUUGACGUUUGGCUGACUUUUUUGCAUCUGUACCUUGAGCAGUUGAUUCAGACGACCCCACGUUGACUUUUCAUGGGAAUAUUAAAGGUUGUUUUUGUCAAGUCCAUUCAAUAACCGAAUCUUUUGGUGAGAAAUACUGUCGACGCCGAUUCAACAUGCUAUUCUCGACGUGCUUCUUUCUUUCAGUGUGUGUUCGUUUUCACUUGGUGAUAAAACACUAUUCGAGAUGGAACGUAGGUAUUCAUUCAAGCGUGGCCCUCCUCCCGCGAAUCAAACGAAAAUUGGCGUCAUUUUACCAGCUUACUUCUGUCAGCUCACAGAGGUUCCCGUAAAAGUUCCCUUUCCUGCAGUAUUCCCUAAAUACGUCAAACUUUGGCGUUGCAUGGGAACAAGUUAUGCUCCUCUCACACAUGAAUGUGUAGUAAAGAAGAUGACACAAUUCUGGUUGAAAACGUUGCUCCAUUUAAUUCGAAUGACAAAUCACACCCAAUGCGGGGAUCGUUGUAUUUUCAAUAAGGAUAAUUGCAACCUGACUACGCAUACAUUUGAUCCUGCCUCAUGUCUAUGCAAAUGUCGAACCCAUGUACAGUUCUCGUGUGGAUUUGGGAAGAUGUGGGACGUGAACGAUUGUGCGUGCAAGUGCAAAAAACCUCCCAGUAGAUGUAUUGGCUUCGAAGACAAAAAGGAAUGGAAUGAUAGAACUUGCAGAUGCGAAUGUACGAUUAGGAGAAGAAAAUUGUGUCAGAACGCUGGCUUUGGAAAGGUCAUCGAUAACAAUACUUGUGAAUGUAAGUGUCCACGGAAAACGUGCCCAAGAGGUCUUGCUGUUAGUCCAAGAAACUGUCAAUGUACUGCGAUACUUUCUUCUAUUUAAACUUUUGCUUCGUUUUACUUUCGCAUACAUAGAAAAUGUUGUAAGUGUUGCGUUUUGUAGAGGUUCAAAAGUAAAUUUGUUAAUUAGUCGUAAUUUUCAUGUGUUACUAAACAAAAUAAAUCGCAUGGUACGCUGUUUUCUUCUGA
Messenger RNA from Xenia sp. Carnegie-2017, 1403 nucleotides. Its product is annotated as balbiani ring protein 3-like. The record is from RefSeq and is a predicted model, not a curated record. Bases 610 to 1257 code for a protein of 215 amino acids. NCBI's taxonomy places the organism in Eukaryota, Metazoa, Cnidaria, Anthozoa, Malacalcyonacea, Xeniidae. The transcript has 5 exons.